AAGAACUGGUGAUCUGAUAACGGCAAAACCUCAAUUCGCAGUUCAAUCCCAAGCAUUACCAAUUCAAACGCCGCAAAUGAAGAACUCCGAUUGAGCUUCGUCCCCCCGCCCAAAAAUUCCUCUCAUUUUUCUUUUUGGAUCACUGGAAAUUGGAAAACCGUAAGAAGCUUCACACGGUUCGCCAAGCAUUUGGAACUCAAAGCAGCAAACAGAGGUGUUCUUCAAAAGUUCGUGAGUGAUCGAACACUAUCUAAUCUCAACGGAGCUAUUGUUCAAAUUCGCAAUGCAAUUCAUGAUUCUCCUGCAUUGAUUUCGUUUCUUUCAAGAUUCCCUGUUCAGAUAGAUCUCGCAAUCUACAUCUAAACGCAUCUAUAAUGGACUCAGAACCAGCUUAUUCAUCACCUCUAUCUAAUGAAGAUAUGGAGUCUCCUGCUCCUAAUGUGUCUGGGCAAGCUAGUUCUGCAUCUCCACACCAGUCACUUUCUAUGUUGUCCACAUCGGGCCUAUCAUCUUGGGCCAGAGGCCUAAAACUUCCCCAGCCCUUGGCGCUGGCACCAAAGGAUUCAGAGACUGCCAGUGCUGAGAAGUCCACCUUUGCACGUCUUGCUAGUGGGAUUGGAUUGAAUUUGACUUCGAAAGCUUCUCAACCCGAUGAUAGAUCUGAAGACGCCUCAGCAACUGCACAAUCAGGUGUUCUUGAGUCAUUCACAAAAGGGUUAGUUGACUCAUCCCUGAGUGCAGUGAAGGCAGUGCAAGUUAAGGCACGCCACAUUGUCUCCCAAAACAAAAGAAGAUACCAGGAGGGAGGUUUUGAUUUGGAUAUGACUUAUAUCACUGAAAAUAUAAUUGCUAUGGGGUUUCCUGCUGGUGAUAUGAGCUCUGGGUUCUUUGGAUAUGUUGAGGGGUUGUAUCGAAAUCACAUGGAAGAAGUGAUCAAGUUUUUUGAAUCCCAUCAUAAGGGAAAAUACAAAGUAUACAAUCUUUGUUCUGAGAGGUUAUAUGAUGCUUCACUAUUUGAGGGGAAGGUUGCGUCUUUCCCAUUUGAUGACCAUAAUUGCCCCCCUAUUCACCUUAUACCGUUGUUUUGUCAAAGUGCUUACUCAUGGUUGAAGGAGGACAUUCUGAAUGUGGUAGUUGUUCAUUGUAAAGCUGGUAAGGCAAGGACAGGAUUAAUGAUUUGUAGCCUUCUUCUCUUCUUAAAGUUUUUCCCAACAGCCGAGGAUUGCAUUGAUUAUUAUAACCAGAAAAGAUGUGUGGAUGGGAAGGGUCUGGUUCACCCUAGUCAAAUUAGGUAUGUAAAAUACUUCGAGCACAUCUUAACACACUUCAAUGGUGAAAAUCCGCCCGGACGUAGGUGCAUGUUAAGGGGUUUUCGUCUCCACAAGUGCCCAUCGUGGAUUAGGCCCUCCAUUACUAUAUCCAAUCAUAGUGGAAUAUUAUUUUCAACGAGAAAGCAUCCAAAAACUAAGGAUCUAAUGCCAGAAGAUUUCUGGAUUCGUGCGCCAAGAAAAGGAAUUGUAGUUUUUGCUCUACCAAGGGAGCAUGGACUAACAGAGUUGGUGGGGGACUUCAAAAUACACUUCCAUGAACGCCAAGGAGACUUCUACUGUUGGUUAAACACGAUGCUGAUGGAAAAUAGAGUGAUCCUUAAUGCUUCUGAUCUUGAUGGCUUUGACAAGAGGAAAUUUCCCUCCCCAGGGUUCCAGGUCGAGGUUGUUAUGGUAGACUAUGAUGGUACCAUUCCAACAAGGUACAAAACUGACAAUGCCAGCAGUGGAUCUGAUGGAAGAUCAGAUAAUAAUAUCGCCUCAACUGAUGGGGUUACAGCUAAUUCUGACAAAAAUAAGGUCUCAGGCGACCAUAACAACGAUGAAGUGUUCUCCGAUAGUGAUGGAGAGGAAAAUGUGUCGUCAAGGAGCAGCCUGGCUCAUGCAGCCUCCGGCAAACCAACUGCUGCACCUCUUAAAUUGGGUACCACAGUGGAGCAAAUUGCUACAUUAACACAUGGGACUGGACAACUUUCUAUUGGGAGCCAGGAGCCCACAGGUAUUAACAUUUCCAAUGCAGCCAAAAUUGACGGCGUUGAGAGAUCUGCUUCAAUCCCUAACCUGGCCUCGGAUGAUAUUAAGGCAAUAGCAGCUGAUGCUUCAGUCUUUACUUUCGGAGAUGAAGACGAUUAUGAAAGUGAGUGAAGUGACUAUUGAUUCAUUAGGUGCGCUAGAUUGUUUUAAGUCAGAUAGUUUGGAACAAAUAAACUCCUUUUUUGUAUGAAUCAUUUAAACGAAUGCACUUUGUUCUAAAGCACAAACAAAACAAAG
Messenger RNA from Ilex paraguariensis (yerba mate), 2318 nucleotides. NCBI's taxonomy places the organism in Eukaryota, Viridiplantae, Streptophyta, Magnoliopsida, Aquifoliales, Aquifoliaceae. The record is from the annotation of a GenBank genome assembly.